CCACGACGCGGGUUAUGUUUGAAAUUGAAUAAAUAAUAAAUAAAGAGAAUAUUAUAUUUUGAUUGGAGCGAGAAGAUCUGCGUUUCUUUCUUUGUAGAUGGCUGUGGGAAUCCUCGAGGUUAAUCUGAUCAGUGGCAAAGGUCUCAAACGCUCUGAUUUUCUUGGUAAGAUUGAUCCUUAUGUUGAGAUCCAAUACAAAGGACAAACCCGUAAGAGCAGCGUUGAUAAAGAUGGAGGUAGAAACCCGACGUGGAAUGAUAAACUGAAAUGGAGAGCAGAGUUUCCUGGCUCUGGCGCUGACUAUAAGCUUAUCGUCAAAGUCAUGGAUCACGAUACUUUCUCCACCGACGAUUUCAUCGGCCAAGCCACGGUAUAUGUGAAAGAGCUAUUGGAAAUGGGAGUGGAGAAAGGAACGGCGGAGCUAAGGCCGACCAAGUACAACGUUGUUGACUCCGAUCUCUCCUUUGUCGGCGAGAUUCUCCUCGGAGUUACCUACUCUCUUAUGCAAGAAAGAGGAAUGGAGGGAGAAGAGUUUGGUGGAUGGAAGCAUAGCCAAAUUUGAUUAGUUUCACUUCUCUAAUUGCCUGAUUCUAUUAUCUUGUUUUACCUUUAGUGUCAACAUCAUUAAGCUAUUCAUAAGUUCAAAAAGUUGCUUAAACAUUAAAAUGUAUCAUUAUUUGUAUGGAAUCUCCAGCUUAGGACGAGUUUGAGGUACCCCAAUGCAUGCAUAAUGCAUUACAGAUCUCAUUGUAUUUAUUAUUAAAUUUUACAGACAUGUAUAAAAAAAAUGUUAUAAAAAAGCGUUCCCGUCUGAUCUGUUGUGUCAUUA
Molecule: messenger RNA, 829 nt
Organism: Thlaspi arvense
Lineage: Eukaryota; Viridiplantae; Streptophyta; Magnoliopsida; Brassicales; Brassicaceae
Source: the annotation of a GenBank genome assembly